Glarea lozoyensis ATCC 20868 is the source of this 387-nucleotide messenger RNA. RefSeq lists its product as uncharacterized. The record is from RefSeq and is a predicted model, not a curated record. The transcript has a single exon. NCBI's taxonomy places the organism in Eukaryota, Fungi, Ascomycota, Leotiomycetes, Helotiales, Helotiaceae. Bases 1 to 387 code for a protein of 128 amino acids.
AUGAGCUUCCUGAAAAUCAUAGCUGGCUUCCGAAAUCUUUAUGAUUUGACGAUAUAUGUGCAAAGCAAGCUUACAGAACAUAACGCCGAUCUCGUCCUUGAAGACAUCGAUCAGCAAUCAUCACUCAAUAUCAUGACCAACCUCGUUUUAAUGAAACGAGGUCUUGCUUUCACUAGAUUACGCAUCAAAGUUGGGGGCUGGACCAAGUAUGGUCCGUCCCCACGCCGCGCUGGUUCUGACUGGCGUCGAAGAAGACGGCUCGGGCGCAAUCCCGAAAGAUUGUUUUAUUCGGAAUUCUAUGAAGACAAGGCAUUUCUUCGCGAGCACAAAUAUGGAUCCGGCUGUGGGUGGGUUGACGUCGACGAUCUACCUGAUUGGUAUUAUUAG